This is a messenger RNA of Filobasidium floriforme, 1349 nucleotides long. Its product is annotated as putative fatty acid elongase. Bases 208 to 1101 code for a protein of 297 amino acids. Lineage: Eukaryota; Fungi; Basidiomycota; Tremellomycetes; Filobasidiales; Filobasidiaceae. The record is from RefSeq and is a predicted model, not a curated record. Gene Ontology annotation, biological process: fatty acid elongation, saturated fatty acid; very long-chain fatty acid biosynthetic process; fatty acid elongation, polyunsaturated fatty acid. Gene Ontology annotation, cellular component: endoplasmic reticulum membrane. Gene Ontology annotation, molecular function: fatty acid elongase activity. The transcript is spliced from 12 exons.
CGAUCUAGGCCAGAAACCAAUCACCUGACAAACCUUUUUUACCGGACGACCGCUCGACACCCCUUUCAGACGAGCUGCUCGACAUCAAUUCGAACCAUCACCACCACUACACGCUCGUUACCUCUUUCAACUCCCUCUCUCAUCAUUUCGUACCGCUCAGCUCGGACAACACCCUCAAGCACGCACGAUACUACACCAUCCAUCAAGAUGUUCAACCCUUUCACCUUUGACAAGCCUGGUCCCAUCUACACCCUCCUCGGUUCGAUCACCCCGGAGUCAUUGAAGCCUAGCUAUGAGCUCACACAUUGGGUACCGGGCAAGACCCCGAUGAGCACCACGCAAGAGGUCGUCGUAGGCAUCAUCACGUACUUGGUGGUCAUCUUUGGUGGCAGGGAGUUGAUGAGGAACCGACCGGCUUUCAAGCUGCAAGCCCUGUUCCAGAUCCACAAUGUCAUCCUCUCAGCGGGAAGUCUCCUGCUAUUGGUCCUCAUGUUGGAGGAAAUUAUCCCGCUCUACAUGCGUCACGGAGCUUUCUGGUCUAUCUGUAACACCAAAGCUUUCACUCCCAGGCUUGUUUCGUUCUACAUUGUCAACUACUACUUCAAGUACCUCGAAUUAAUCGAUACCGUCUUCCUCGUCUUGAAGAAGAAGAAGCUGGCUUUCUUGCACGUCUUCCAUCACGCCGCGACUGCUGUCCUCUGCUUCAACCAGUUGGAGGGACAGACCUCGGUCCAAUGGGUCGUCAUCACCUUGAACUUGACCGUUCAUGUCAUCAUGUACUAUUACUACUACGCGACCGCUGGAGGUGCCAAGAUCUGGUGGAAGAAAUACCUUACUACUCUUCAGAUUACUCAAUUUGUCAUCGACCUCUUCGUCGUCUACUUUGCCAGUUACACCCACUUUGCCAUGUCCCGAUUCUCCUUCCUGCCCAACAUGGGUGACUGUGCUGGAUCCGAGUCGGCCGCGCUCUUUGGAGUCGGACUAUUGUCCAGUUAUUUGUUCUUGUUCAUCGCUUUCUACCGAGCUACUUACAAGGCUGGAAAUGUCAACAAGACCAAGCGAGCCGUUCAGCAGGCCGCCGCAGACGUCCGAGCCAAGUAAGGAUGCUCUUGCGAGGGUAUUGAGUAGCAGGGGACGGGAAACGAGCCGAGAGGAAGGAGCAGGGGAGAGCAAGGGCAGGGUCGAAACGACGCGGAAGAUGGGUGACGUAGGCAGAGCAGGGAGAACGGACCCCUGGGGCAUGUCAUCACAGUCUUUGUGUCAUUUAGCAUGACGAGGGGACUCGACCCGAAUCAGCAUUAUCGAUAAUCAGAACGAUCAGGAGAUAGGGGCGUUUUUGAGGGGUUCUC